CGAAUCGAUUGAUCUAAGAUUCUCUCAUUCUUUCCUUUUCUGGUUCGUUUUCUUUUUGGGAAUGCUCAACGAUCCAAUUCUGAUAAGCCGGCCUGCUAUCGCUGAAUUUGCUUAUAUUGCUCCUUGUGACUGCCAAAAGGCGAAGGCUUGGGUUUAGAAGUAGCUGAGAAGGAAGUAGAAACUUUACGAGCUCAAACGGUUUCUUUAAUGGCGGAAAGCCUGAAACGAUCCCGUGUGGAGCUUUUAUUGUUAGGCUUUGUUCGAGAGACAAAUGCCUAUGGCCGUACUAUGGGAUUUUUUUCCCAUUCUUAUGUUGGAUUGGCCACAGAGUCCUGAAUAGCCAGAAACCUGCGGACCGAAACCAAACCUCAACCACGACCUUUAAUGGCGAAAUUCAGCAGAGAGCGCGAAAGCCUAGGGGAUUCAGCUAGAAACGGGAGAUAGGUACAUGCUACUACAGAGUACAGAGGGAGAGAGAAAAAGAGAUGCCCUUGUCCCUUGGUUAGAGUGUUGUUGCUGACAUCUGUCGGUCUCCCAUGGCCUAAUGCAACCGGAUCUAAGCCCUGAAACGAGCGAUCGCUUUCACUAGGUAGCCUCACUAGACUCUAUCACCAGGCUAAACCUACGCACCCCUCUCUCCUUCUCCCUCUUCCCCCCCCUCUCUCUCUCUCUUAACACAGCCAUGCCUUUUUAUCUUCCUGUCUAUAAAGAGCUCUACUAUGGCUGUUGGAAAAGUUGGAACUGGAAUCUGGAGAAGCUUAUUAUCGAUACAUUGCUACUUGAAAAAAAUAAAAUCUAGUAUAAAAAUAUAAAACACACACUUCUGCUAGUCUCGCCAUAAAUGAAAGCGGGCGUUUCAGAGGUAGGUGGCUAGAUUUUGCAGAAAACAGUGUUGUUUCCAGGGUCGCGCCGCUCGUGUUUGUCGCUCGUGCACUGCAAUCUCCAUUUCCAGAUCUCGAGGCCUGCUGCAUUGCGGGUUCUGUUUAUAAGAGAGGGAUAUUGCAGGAGUCACGGUAACUUGGGUGAUAAUAUUGAAUGGCUACAUUGCUUUACAUGGAAAUCGAGUCUGUGGAUCACUUUGUGCAGCAGCAACGAGCAGGAGACUCGCUCCCUGAAUUAGGGUUUUGGACGGUUUGUUGUGGGUAUUUAAACGGUUGAUGCUUUUACUGGAUAUACACAGAAGGUGGUGAGAACUUUGGAUUUUGAUGUGGAAUUUUGGUGUCAGCUGGAGUCAAAAACAUGCUGAGUCAUGAUCAGGAAGUAGAAGAAGAAGAGGUGUUCUAUGAUUCUUUGGAUUAUAUUCAGAAUCCAGAUAUUUUGUCGUCUGAGGAUUCUGGGUGUGUUUGUGAAGAAUUGGUCUUUGCCAAGUCGGAUUACGACAUUUGGUUGAACGAACCGGGGAGCAUUCAGGAACGACGAAAGAGGUUUCUACACGGAAUGGGCUUCAGUGAACUUGCUUCCUUCUCCCGGGAAAUUGGCAGCGAUAUUUCGUGUGGCAGUUUCAAUGAGCGCCUGAGUUUUGAAAGGAUCACAGAAUGCAGUGAGACUGUCCAAAGUUCGUGGGCUUCAUUCAGUAACAGAGUAGAGGAAGAGAAGCUCUGUAAUGGAAAUGGUAUAGAUGUAGAAAGCAACUUCAUGGCUCGUGAAGAUGUGCAAGAUGGUUCACCUAGAUCAACCUCAGCUCAAGACUUGGAGACAUCUGCUGGUCUUUUGCCGUCUAUUCAGAAUCUUAUGCAGGAGGAAGUUAUAGUUCCUCCAAAAAACAGUAAAAAGGGUCUAGAAAAAAGUAAGAAAAUGAAGAGUUGGUGGAAGAGCUUUAUUGCCAAUAGAAAGGGAGGAUCAUUGGACAAAUCUGACGUCUCCUUAACAAACCCCAAGGCACCAAAGGCAAAUAGAAUGAGAGUACAACAGAACAGCAAAAGGAUCAUGGAGUUUAGUGGACUUUUCAUGGGACAAGAAAUUCUAGCUCACAAGGGAUUCAUUUGGACAAUGAAAUUCAGUCCAGAUGGCCAGUAUCUGGCAAGUGGUGGUGAAGAUGGGAUUGUUCGCAUUUGGCGUGUUACAUCAGGAGAAGCUUCCUGCAAAUUUUUAGAUGAUGGAUGUACUUCCAAAUUCAUCAAUAAAGAGAAAGAAGUCAAACUCUUUCGAGGAAGAAAGAAUUCAGCGUCUGCUUCUGUUGUCAUACCGAAAAAGGUGUUCAAGAUUGAAGAGUCACCAUUGCAGGAGUUUCAUGGCCAUACCAGUGAUAUUUUGGACUUGUCUUGGUCCAAAUCUAAUUUUCUGCUUUCAUCUUCCAAGGACAAAACUGUUCGCCUGUGGCAAGUUGGUUGCAAUCAAUGCCUUAACGUUUUCCAACACAGUAAUUAUGUAACAUGCAUUCAGUUCAAUCCCCUUGAUGAUGGAUACUUCAUCAGUGGAUCUAUAGAUGGAAAAGUUAGAAUAUGGGGCGUUUCUGAUGGACGAGUUGUUGACUGGGCUGAUGUGCAAGAUUUAGUAACUGCUAUAUGUUAUCAACCAGAUGCACAGGGAUUCAUUGUUGGUACUGUUUCAGGGACAUGUCGUUUCUAUAAUGCAACAGAUAAUCAUCUAGAGUUCGAUGCACAAAUUUGCAUACAGGGUAGAAAGAAGUCCUCUUGCAACAGGAUUACUGGAAUUCAGUUUUCUAGGGAUGGUUCUCAAAGAGUCAUGAUAACAUCAUCAGAUUCUAGAGUUCGCAUAUUCGAUGGGGUUGAAGUCAUUCAUAAAUAUAGAGGACUGCGGAAGUCAGGGAGUCAGAUGUCUGCCUCAUUUACUUCAAAUGGAAGACAUAUAAUUUCAGUGGGAGAGGAUUCUCAUGUUUAUGUCUGGAAUUAUGAUGGAUUGUGUCUCCCUUUAUCUAAAGAGGCAAAAUCAAUACGCUCAUGCGAGCAUUUUUUCCAUGAUGAUGUAUCUGUUGCAAUACCGUGGUCAGGCAUGGAAGAGGAACGGUCUGUUUUAGAUAGCUGCAGUCUCCAGCAUUCCUCAAAAGUACCAGAAUUCCUAGAGGCCGCCUCCUGGUUUAGAGAUUCAGAACGCUUAUCUCUUGGUGGUUGGUUCUCUGUGGAUUGUCCAUCAAAAGGUUCUGCAACCUGGCCCGAGGAGAAGCUACCUGUAUGGGCUGUUGAAGUUGCACACCAUGGUCAUCAUCAUGAUAACCAGCAGUACCACCAACACCAUUAUUAUAAUAACCUCAGAGAUCUAUCAGGAACUUGGGGUCUGGUGAUUGUGACUGCUGGCUGGGAUGGAGUAAUAAGGACUUUCCUUAACUUUGGAUUGCCUGUGAGGUUAUGAGUGCAGAAGGAUCUUCAUCAAAACCACAUUCAGAAUAACGGGAUGUGAUGAUAUAUACUGCCUGCAUUUGUAAGGCUGCUCAUCAACCUAUCUGAUUUUGUGCUAAAUGGCCGGCUUCUCUGCUAUGUGCACAGUUCCUGCAGGAGGCUGGGUUUGCUGAUUUUGUGACAAAUUGCCAACUCUGCUGCCAUGCGUCCAGUUCCUGAGGGAGACCUGGUAUGUGAUUGAAAGAGCAGCUGUUAAUUUGGCUCUUAACUUUCCUGGCAAAGCAUUUCAGGACACGUUUGGCCAUUUUUCUAUGUAAAGUUCCUACAUUGUUACCAUGUGGGGCCUUUCAAGUUCUUACAAUGUUGGCUGUGCUGGAUUUCCCACUCAAGGAGAUGUAGAUUUUAACAGGUCAAGUCUUAUUGUCCUUGUCAUAGAAUUUGUAGCCUGGUUAUUUUGUCCAUGUCAUCGGGCUGAGGAGCACCACAGCUCUUAGAGGUGGAUGCUGUGUAAUUCAUUCAUUCAUAUAUUUAUAAGUACAACCUGAUUUGUCUGAUAAA
This is a messenger RNA of Nelumbo nucifera (sacred lotus), 3854 nucleotides long. RefSeq lists its product as uncharacterized. Gene Ontology annotation, molecular function: protein binding. The record is from RefSeq and is a predicted model, not a curated record. NCBI's taxonomy places the organism in Eukaryota, Viridiplantae, Streptophyta, Magnoliopsida, Proteales, Nelumbonaceae.